Molecule: messenger RNA, 575 nt
Organism: Ceratotherium simum simum (southern white rhinoceros)
Lineage: Eukaryota; Metazoa; Chordata; Mammalia; Perissodactyla; Rhinocerotidae
Source: RefSeq, a predicted model, not a curated record
GUGCUGUGCCCCCCAUCCAGUCCCGGAUCACAGGAGGCUGGGAGUGUGAGAAGCAUUCUCAACCCUGGCAGGCGGCUCUGUAUCAUGACAGCAACUUCCAGUGUGGGGGCGUCCUGGUGCACCCCCAGUGGGUGCUCACAGCCACCCACUGCAAGACCAACAAUUAUCAGAUCUGGCUGGGUCUCCACAGCCUGUUUGAGGAUGAAGACACAGUCCAGUGCUUCUGGGUCACUCACAGCUUCCCACACCCUGACUUCAACCUGAGCCUUCUGGAGAACCACACCCGCCUUCCAGGAAAAGACUACAGCCACGACCUCAUGCUGCUCCGCCUAGCACAGCCCGCCCAGAUAACCAAUGCCUUGAAGGUCCUGGCCCUGCCCACCCAGGAACCCGUCCUGGGGAGCACCUGCUAUGCCUCCUGCUGGGGCAGUGUCAGCGUAUUCACGUACCCAGAUGAUCUCCAGUGUAUGGACCUCAAACUCACGUCCAGUGACCUGUGUGACACAGCCUACACUAAAAAGACUACAGAGUUCAUGGUGUGGGUUGGGCUCUUGAAGGGCAGCAAAUACUGCAUG